Molecule: messenger RNA, 1853 nt
Organism: Marmota flaviventris (yellow-bellied marmot)
Lineage: Eukaryota; Metazoa; Chordata; Mammalia; Rodentia; Sciuridae
Gene: Yipf4
Product: Yip1 domain family member 4
Biological process (GO): endoplasmic reticulum to Golgi vesicle-mediated transport; vesicle fusion with Golgi apparatus
Cellular component (GO): trans-Golgi network; membrane
Source: RefSeq, a predicted model, not a curated record
GCGCCGGCGUCGUGGUGCUUGGGCGGUCGCCACUGAGAGGACUUUGGUGGGGCAGUCUCGGGACAGCCCGGCGGCCCUCUGCGCUCGCCUUGGAUCUGUGUCCCAGCCUCCGCUCCUCAUUUCGCAGGCCGCACCGUAACGCGAGCGUGCGCGUCCGCGUCGCGGCGGCCUUGGGACCUGGGUCCAGCUGCAGCCUCCUCCACCGCAGCGGGCUCGGAGGGGCGGCGAGAUGCAGCCGCCGGGCCCGCCCCCGGCGUAUGCCCCCAGUAACGGGGACUUCACUUUUGUCUCCUCAGCUGACGCGGAAGAUCUCAGUGGUUCCAUAGCAUCCCCAGAUGUCAAAUUAAACCUUGGUGGAGAUUUUAUCAAAGAAUCUACAGCUACUACAUUUCUGAGGCAAAGAGGGUAUGGCUGGCUUUUGGAAGUUGAAGAUGAUGAUCCUGAAGAUAACAAGCCACUCUUGGAAGAAUUGGAUAUCGAUCUAAAGGAUAUUUACUACAAAAUUCGAUGUGUUUUGAUGCCAAUGCCAUCACUUGGUUUUAACAGACAAGUGGUGAGAGACAAUCCUGACUUUUGGGGUCCUCUGGCUGUUGUUCUUUUCUUUUCCAUGAUAUCAUUAUAUGGACAGUUUAGGGUGGUCUCAUGGAUUAUAACCAUUUGGAUAUUUGGUUCACUGACAAUUUUCUUGCUGGCCAGAGUUCUUGGUGGAGAAGUUGCAUAUGGCCAAGUUCUUGGAGUUAUAGGAUAUUCAUUACUUCCUCUCAUUGUAAUAGCUCCAGUACUUUUGGUGGUUGGAUCAUUUGAAGUUGUGUCUACACUUAUAAAACUGUUUGGUGUGUUUUGGGCUGCCUACAGUGCUGCUUCAUUGUUAGUGGGUGAAGAAUUCAAGACCAAAAAGCCUCUCCUGAUUUAUCCAAUCUUUUUAUUAUACAUUUAUUUUUUGUCUUUAUAUACUGGGGUGUGAUCCAAGUUCAGUCAUGAGUAGAAAAAGACAAUGUUACAUUUGUAUGUAGGCUGGGAAUUCUUGCUGAAGGGAUUGGAAAAAAACGUUGCUGGUAAACUUUCACGUUUGAGAUGAAAAGGAAGGUUUAAGAUCUUUUUACAACUAUUUUUUGUAUGUAAUUAAGCAGUUACAGUUAUCUGGGAUUUUUUGGUCAGAAUUCUAAACUGUUUGAUUCUUCAUAUUCCAGUGAAUAAAAUAUGAAAGCAUUGUGUUUUUAAGAUUGUGUUAAUAUUCACCUAAAAACUUGUGCCAAAAGCACCUGACUCGGCAAUUGUAUUUCACUUGAAGGAUAAAUUUGACAGCAUCCUGAUAAUCUAAAAGUGCAAUGUUUUUUUUAACGAGUUUUCUCCUGCAUCACAGAUCCUGUAGAUAUAUAUUUAUAUUUAUACAUAUAUAUUUAUGAAAUAAUUCUUAUUAUUCACAAAAUAUAUUUCUGAAUAGCCUAAAAAUUAAAAUAUGAUGCUUAAACUUUUCUUCAAUUGGCCAUUAAUCUUUUUUAUUUAAAAUUUAAAAUUUGUUUUUUAAAUUGUAUGUAAUUUUUAAAAUAAUAGCUGCUGAUGUAGACUUGAUUUGUGAAAGUAUGCUUUUAAAAACCAUUUUGAAUGUCUUAAACAUCUGACUUAAAGUUUCUGUUUAUCUUUCUGACCAAAGGAACAAGAGCAUAUGGCAUUCAUUAAAGUUAUUAAUAUAUAGAAAAACAAUGAUAUUUAUAGCAUCAGUAAAUAUUUUUAAGUGAUACUCCUAAAUCAGAGAAGUACGGGAAAAAGACAUAAAAUCUUGUGGUCCUGAGCAAUGUUAUAUGAAGUAGAAAAAAAUAAAAUGUUUCCCAGCUGUGUGUUUUGUUUUAUAA